UCAAGGCGCCCGAUUCAGUGCUUCUCGCGGCGGCAAAGUGUUCGUACGUACGGACCAGAGUCGGCCCUUUAAACACACAUAGCACAGCACAGAAGGGGUUUACAAACUUGACGGACCAUUCGUGCUGUUUCUGUUGUUGAUUUCGGUCCAUCGCACACCAUCAAUCCCGAUUUGUUCCAACCUGUGGGCACAUCCGGCCUGAUCCGAGUGACGUUGUAUUCCAGUGUGUCGUGUACCAAUCUCUGAAAAGAGACUCUGUGGAAUCGGAUUUAGUAGUUGUCAUUGGAACCAAUCAUUUUUUGCGAACACCGUCCAAACCAAAUCACAGAAAUUUUGUUGUUGAUCAAUUUUGUGCUGUCGUCAAUCAUCAAAUUCUCCUUGUCGUUGAUUACCGUCGAAAACAAGUUGACAAGUGAAGGAAUGGUGUUGUCAAUCCGUUGCCCUUACCGCGUGGCCGGCGUGAAUACAUCGAGUGUGUACUGACCGGUUACCGGAACAAGUUUCGGGAUGCGUUUGAACGAGUGCUCAUCUUUUUAAAAUAAAAAAUAAAAAAUAAUAAUAAAAAAAAGAACAAAAUCAGUUUUCGACUGUAUGGGAUUUGUUUGUUUUCUGUUCUCGUUGUGCGUUUACCUGAAUCGAAACCCAAAUAGUUCGAUCGUUAAGUUGCCACAUUUUGGUGAAGAAAAGAAAAUCAGUGAUUUAGUGAUCCACCAAGAUGCCGAGGAAGAAACAGGACUGUCCAAAGCGCAUGAAAUGGGAGGAAGAAUUGGCGGCGGCAGCGGCAGCGCGUGAAGCGGCAAUCGCAGCCGGAUUACUCGAUCCAAACCAAAUAGUAGAUGAAUUCGAACCCGAUCCGGAUCAGAGCCAAGAUUCCGGUUCGUCUUCUUCAUCGCCAGCACGGGAUGACGUGGACGAAGACGAAGCAUUGAAAGAAGAGAAACCUAAGAAAGGAAGAGCUUCGCCACUUUCGCGGGGAUCCAUGAGCCCCGGCCGGAACAGCCCGGCACCAAUCAUGAGCGAUCCUACUUCGGCCGCAGCCGCGGCAGCGGCUGCGGCGGCCGCUACUAACCUGCAAAAUCUGCAGGCCUUUUUGGCCGCUAGCGCUGCUUUCCCGGGACUGUUAUCUCACGGCGGAGCGGCUGCUGGACUCUUGGCCGGCCUACCGGGGGGUUUGCAUUCAGCUCUGGCCAUGCAGGGAUUUCAGGGACUGCAAGGUCUACAAGGUCUGCAAGGUUUGUUUGGCUCUCUUCCGGCCGCCGCGGCGGCCACCAAACAUUCGACCAAUGUCAUGUCUCCGCCAGCCGGUGCCAUCCCAUCUCCGGGAGCCGGACGCAACGCUGAUAUUUCCAGCAUCAUGGAUUUCAGUAACAAACGGCCCGCUGGUGUCGGCAUCAAACUGGAGAAAGGAACGGAAUCCGAAAUGGCUGACGACGCCCCUCCAGCACCCCGUCGCAGAGCUGGCGGUGAGUCAUCUCCUUUGGAUUUGAGCUCGUCCGGUGUCCGGAAGCGAGACCGUUCGUCAGGCGGUUCUACAGCCAGCGUCGGCCCAGCCGAGAAACGCCGCUCCGAUUCGAUAUCGGCAUCGGCUGGAUGGAAGUCGGCUGGCGUCUCUCACACGCCCGAUGCCUGGAAUGGCCACCACAAAUCCGGGGUCGAUGCAAAGAGUUCGUUCGCUAGUCCACCGGACGCCUCGAAAGCUCUGGAACGGAUGACGGAAUUGAGCCGCCUAUCUGGCGAAUCGAGAGCGGCAGGGGCCGGUGGUGGGCGUCAAUCGGCGUGGCAAAGCCAUUGGCUGAGCAAAGGAGCCGACACAGCCAAAGACGUCCUCAAGUGCGUCUGGUGCAAACUCAGCUUCGAAACGUUGGCCGCGUUGACGACGCACAUGAAGGAAUCCAAACAUUGCGGAGUCAACGCCAGUCUCAUGUCUUCAGCAUCCAGCGCUUCGGGCGCGGCUGGAUCGGUCAAUUCCUCUCCGGUGGCGUCGUCACCUUCGUCUUCGUCGCAGCCGCAUCACCAGCAGCCGCAAGCGUCACCGUCGUCCCAUCAGUCGGAACGGGAUCGUCUUCCGGCCGCCGCCGCCGCCUCUCAUCCGCCCUCCUCGUCGGCUUCGACGACCACGUCCGGCAGGGGGCAUCACUCGAGCAACAGCAAUAAUCACGAUCUAUUGCUCAAGGAAUCGGGCCAGGUGCAGCUGCCUCGUAAAUUAGUUCGCGGCCAGGACGUCUGGCUGGGCAAAGGAGCCGAGCAGACGCGUCAGAUUUUGAAGUGCAUGUGGUGCGGUCAAAGCUUCCGCUCGCUGGCCGAGAUGACCACGCACAUGCAACAGACGCAGCACUACACGAACAUCAUCUCGCAAGAGCAGAUCAUCUCGUGGAAAGCGGCUGACGGCGAAGGUGGCGCCACCGGGAGCGGCGGCAAAGGAUCGAGCGGAUCGGGCGCCAAUCACGGCCAACAACAACAACAGCAGCAUCACGGCCAGCAGCAGCAGCAACAACAACAGCAGCAACAGCAGCAACAGCAGCAAACGCAACAGCAAUCGCACGUCAACGCCGUGCUGACGUGCAAAGUAUGCGACCAGGCGUUUGCCAGUUUGAAAGAAUUGAGUUCGCACAUGGUGAAGAAUUCGCAUUACAAAGAGCACAUCAUGCGAUCCAUCAGCGAAAGUGGUGGCCGUCGGAGACAGGCCAGGGACAAACGUAAAAAAGCGCUGCCCGUUCGUAAGUUACUGGAACUGGAACGAGCCCAGCAAGAAGCUCGAUCGUUAACUCAGUUGCAGCAACAGCAACAGCAGCAAAUGAUUCCGGCCCAGCAUCACCACCAAGGUCUGACUGAACAACAGAAAGGUGGCGGCCACACGGGCCGUAUCAGCUGCGAGAAGUGCGGCGAAAAGAUCGAGACGAGCUGCUUCGUCGACCACAUCCGACAGUGCGUCGGCGGAAGUGGCCAGUUGAUGCGCGCCGGAAGCAAGAGCAGUACUCCAUCACCUUCGGUUGGCCUUCCUAAAUCAGAGGCGAUGAACGGAUCCGGUGGCAAGACACCCAAGUCAAACCGGCAUCAAUCUCAUGCGUCGCCGAGGGCUAGUCCGAUGAGCGUCGGAUCAGGCCACGGCAGCGACGCGCCACCGGCCCCUGCCGUACCGGCAGCCUCUUCUACUCCGACGAAAGCCGAUGGAUCGCCAUCGGUUCUCAACGCAAUCGAGAAACUCAUCGAGAAAAGCUUCGACGCUGGCCAGGGCGCCAGCGGAGGCAAAGCCAAAGCGGCUGCCAACAACGCGACCGGAUCGAACAUUUUGCGCCGACUGGGCAUCGACGAGAGCUUAGACUAUUCCAAACCGUUGAUGGACCCGAUGAUGACAGUCAACAUGCUACGCCUUUACGGCUACGGACAGGCCGCCAGCAAUCAGCAGAGAGAGCGGACAACUAGCGAGGCCAGCAGCAGCAAUGCGUCGGCCGCGGCCAGCAAUGGCGACCCUUCGUCGCAUCCGGCGGCCCAGCAGAGAGACUCUGGAAAAUCGACCCCGCGAUCGGCCAAUGGAUCGCCGCUUCGCAGCCGCAGUCCGAGUCAGAGUCCUAGCGGAGUGGCUCAUCGUCGGAGACGGAAGGAUCCGUCCCCAUCGCCCGUUUCUCCGGCCAUGGAGGCUGACAUCAACCCGUCCAGUCCGGCGGCUAGUUCCGUUGUUAGCGAACGCUCUUUGCGUUCCACCACGCCGGCCACUCAGCUGAGUUCUCCCGACGCGGCUGGACGGCGCAGUCAGAGCCAAACACCAACCGAUGUGCAACCUGUUCGAUCCAGCCUGAACGCCCUGUCUUCCAUGUUCGAGGGCCUUUCCUCGGCCGCGGCAGCGUCUUCCUCGGCUGCAACUUCUUCUGGUGGCGGCGGAGGAUUCAAUCCGCUGGCCGCCCUGCAAAAGCUGUGCGACAAAACGGAAACGCACAGCCCGUCUUCGAGCGGCCGUCCCAAUUCUCUUGGCGGUGCGGGAAGCAGCGCUGGCGGAUCGAGCGCCAGUGGCGGUGGCUCUGGCAGCUCGGCCACCAGCUCAGCGGCUACCAAUCCGGGGGCCAUUUUGGCUUUCAGUUGGGCCUGUAACGACGCCGUCAUGACCGAUUCGAUCAUGAAGUGUGCCUUCUGUGAUACCCAGUUCAUUUCCAAGGGCGCCUACCGACACCACCUGUCCAAGAUGCACUUUGUCAAGGACGCCGCCGGCGGGAGUGCAUCCGCUCCGACCCCGAAGGCCGCCUCAUCGGGCGGCUCUUCGUCAGCCGCCAAUUCAGCCGCUGCUAAGCACUCGGCGGCAGCAAGCGGAGGCGCCAACGCCGCGUCCACUGCCGCCAGUCCCCAACCGCCUGCAGGAAGCAACAGUUUCGAGAACGAGAGCCCUCAUUCCAAAUUCCUCAAGUACACCGAGCUGGCCAAGCAGCUCUCCAGUAAAUACGUUUGAUGGCCGUCGUGUUUUUUUGGUUUUUUUUUCAUCACCCACCCGUUACCUUUUUUUUUUAACGUCGCUAAAUGCACCACCUGAUGAUUACACACACAUACAAAAAUGAUGGACAACAUUUUUGGCCGACGUACCGUGACUGUGGGGGUACCUGCUGUCGUAACUGUGAAAAUGCGCAAAAAAAAAAGCAAACACGCGCGAAAAAGAAGAGAAAGUUUUUUUGUGUUUUGUUUUUGCCUGGGAAUUGAAAAAGAAAAUGAUACAAAACAAAAGGACGUAAGAAACAAACAAACAAAAAAAAAAAAGGCACAAAAACCAAUAAAGCAAAAAAACGUAGAGCAUCUUGUCAUAGGUUUAGAUCUCCCUCUUUCUUUCAUUUUUGGCCUUUCCUAUCCUUCAUCAUUACGUGUUACAUUUUAUACACGUAGUGGGGCCCUUUUGGCGUUUUUUCGUGACUCACGUCUCAUCACGUGCCUCUCCCGAUUCCUCAUCCAUUAAAAAUCUAAAGAUUUGAAAACAAGCAAAACAAAAAAAACGAAAGAUCAAACAAAUUAAAUUAAUAAAAGAGUAAUUAAACAAAACAAAAAAUUACGGACAAAAAAAAAUUAUAUUAGUUAAUCACGCUCAUUGACCGGCUGUCGGUUGAUCAUCAUGUCAUACACACACACACACACACACCAUAGGGCAAAGUAUGGCGUUCUCAAUCUUCUUGUUUCUCUCCUUUUCUUCGUUUUCUUUGCCUCUUUGCUUAUUUCGUUUAUUGUAAAAAAAAAAAGGGAAGAAGAAACGAAGAAGGAAAAGAAAAAAGAAAAAAGAACGUAACAAAAGGGUUGACGUCCAUAUGAAGAGAAAUAUGAUAGAGGAGAAGAGGAGGGCCGACGAGGAGGGAGGUGGACUGGCGCGCAGGGUUCUAAUCGCAUGCUGUCGGCCGGGUGAUUUACACGCCGGAGCGUCACUAUAAAUCCGGCCGACAAGUUAUGAAUGCCGCCGCUAGGUACUCUUCUUCGUCGUCCGUCCUUUACAGGCAUCCUUCAAUCUUCAAAGGGCCAAAGCAGCAAAACAUUCUCUCUCUUUCUUGCCCUUCUCUUCUCUACCAUUCUUCUUCUUCUUUUUUUCUUCUUUCGACUCACACACACACACACACACACACUCUCCCUGCCUCAUUCUAUCCAUCCCUUUUUUUUUUUUAAACUCCCGCACCGAAAGGCGAACGAGAAGCGCGAGGAGGAGUACAGGGGAAGGUGAAAUUAAUCAUAAAUUUUCCGAGGCAAAUAAAUAAGAAGAGGAAGGGGGGGGGAAAAAAAUGUUCCUCUUCUUUUUUUUUUUGUUUCCUUUUCUUUUUUGCCUUGAACAUGAUGAUGAUGAAAAAAAAAAUGAAAGGUAAUAAAGUUCAAGAAGAAAGAAAAGAAGAAGAAGAAAAAAAAAGGGGCCUCUGCAUGAAGUCCAAGCCAACAAAUCAAAGCGCUGGACGGGCAUCUCUUCUUGAUUUUUUCUUUUUUUUUCGAGGUUUGCUCCGGCUCGCUGGCCCAACCUAAAAAAGCGCGCAUACAUAUAAAUAUAUACAUAUUACUACUACUACUAUUACUACCACUACUAUAUAUAUAUAUAUUAUAUAUAAAGUUAUACAUAAAUAUACCCCCUUUGGCUUGAUUUGAGCCGGUCAGAUUUUCUUUUCUUUUUCUUUUUGAUACCCGAAGUCACGGCCGUUCGACGUACAGUAAUUCGUUUUGUGUGUGUGUGUGUGUGUGUUGCUGUUGUUCUGUUUUCCGUUUGGAGGGUUCAGUCUCUCUCUCUCUCUCGCUCGCUGACAGAAGGGCAAUAUUACUAUUACCUACUAUUAUUGCUACAUGUAUAUUUUCAUUGGUCUAUGCCGUUGCGUUCUUGUUUCACCGUUUAAAAAAAAAAAAAAACUAAAAGGAAAAAAAACGGCCCUGUCUUUAUGUCGAAAAAAAAAAAUGAUUCCACACACAGACACACAACAAACGGCUGCGAGCUGUUUGUGGUUGCAUCAUACACCCACUGUUCCAUUUGUCAUCUUUCGUUUUCUCGCUGCUUCACCGAAAAUGUCACUCGCUCCCUCUCUCUAUCGUCUGCCAGAUAUGAACAAGAGCAACGAAAGAAGAGGGAAAGAAAUGAAAAAUCAUUUAUACAUAUAAAUAUACAUAACAUAAUACAUGACGUGCACACAAUCAAUCGGUUUUUGGAGAAAUGUCUUUGUCUCCUGUAUUGGACAACCCCCCACCCAAUCUCUCUCUCUCUGGCUGUCUGGGCGUUUUUCUUUUUUUUUUUGUGGUCUUCUUUAGUGUGUGUGUGUGUGUGUGUGUGUCACCCCAAUCGUUCGCUCGUCUAUUUACAAACAAACAAAAAAAAUCUAUUCCAAUUGAUUCUUCCUUUUUUUUUUUAAUUCUUUUGUCUCUCCUCUUCAUUCUCUCCAUUUUGGUGUGCGCAAUGAUGAUGAUGAACUAUGACGUAAUUCACCUGCGUGCGUGAUCCCACCUGGCAACCACACACGAAAAAAAAUAAAAAAAUAAAAAAUAAAAGGAAGGAAAUUAAUGAUCCCGGUUCCUAUAUAUAUAUAUAUACAUAUAUUUUAUCUCUUUUAAUUUAUCCGUGCGUGAGUGUGUCUACUUGUGUGUUACCGGACUGCCCACCUUCCUUCGUUCUUGUCUCUAAUGAUUCUGAUGAUUCUUUGCUCUUCCUUUUUAUUAUUUUGUGUUUUUUUUUUUUUGUGUGCCACUGGCUGCAAAUCGUUUGGAUUGUAUUAGUUUUUUUUUUCUUUUCUCCCCUCUUUUGUUUUCUUUCAUUUGUUAUCGACUCUUUCUGGUGAAAAAUUCCAAUCUCUUUCAAAUCAAAUACGUACCGUACAUUGAAUCAAUAAUACGUGCAAAGAUGUCUUUUGUCUCAUUUUUUUUAUUUCUCCCUGCCCAUCCUAUUCCCCCCCCCCCUUACAUAUGAUUAUCUCCCUAUUGAUCUAUUAUUAUCUGUUCCCUCCCGCUAUAUUAUCUCCCUUUUACGUAUCUUUUUUUGUUCUCUCUCUCUCUCUCUCUCUCUCAAAAAAUGAUCAGUAUUCGUUGCUUGAUUGGACAUGUUGGAUUUUUUUUUUUAAGUGUUUCCCUUUUUAUUUUCGAUUUAUUUUGCGAGCGCCAUCUUGUUUAUUACACAUGACUGAAAAAAACAAAAGAAAACAAAACAA
Messenger RNA from Daphnia magna, 7628 nucleotides. RefSeq names its product protein tiptop. Lineage: Eukaryota; Metazoa; Arthropoda; Branchiopoda; Diplostraca; Daphniidae. Gene Ontology annotation, cellular component: nucleus. Gene Ontology annotation, biological process: regulation of transcription by RNA polymerase II. The record is from RefSeq and is a predicted model, not a curated record. Gene Ontology annotation, molecular function: DNA binding; DNA-binding transcription factor activity, RNA polymerase II-specific.